AUGGCACACUUGUUUCAGACCGUACCUGCCUACAAGUCUCCCGUCGUCUGGCAACCUGGGACUCCAGGCUCAUCCUGGUCGCCUUCGUCCUCUGAGGCAUCUCUAGGUCCCUCGACUCCCGAAGCGCCCAACGCCACUCGUCCUCAUGUCACCUCACCCAAAGGCUCACCCCCACCCAAGCGCAUCAGAAGUCCGCGAGGCCGUGCCAAGGAGCCGGGGCACAUCCCUCGCCCCCCUAAUGCCUUCGUUCUGUACCGCGCUGAACAAGCCAGGCUGCUCAAAGAGCGGCCCAUCGAGAAUGACCAGCGGAAGAUCUCCGAGAUAGUGGGGGCCGCAUGGAAGAGCUUGGAUGAGGAAGGAAAGAAGCCCUGGAGGGACCACGCAGACUUCCUCAAGCGUAUGCACGCCUUGCAACACCCCAACUAUCGCUACAGGCCGGUUGCGCGCACGGAGAAGCCCCGAAAGCGCAACGUGAAGCGCAACGGCCCUCAGGACAAAGCCCGCUGCAAGGCGAUUGGGACGAUGCUAGGCAGAGGCCAUGCCAUUGACGAGAUAGAGAAGAUGUCUGCGCAGAUCGCUGAAAGUAUGCGCGGCGAAGCCGAGGCAGAGGCCUCGGUACAGAACCGCAGCGGCCUCCCUGAGAGUGACAACUUCACCACCACAGUCUUCGACUCCAAGACUUGGGCUGGAGGGGCCACCGAGCCAGCAUCUCCCUCCAGGCCUUGUCUUAGCCCCUUCAGAAGCCCCCUCAUGGCACCCGCCGUCGAGCAGCCCACAUCCUUGUUUGUGUACACUGCCGCCCCCGACGCCGGUCCAUUGAUUCCAGAGCUAACGACGAUCGAACUGCCUGCCCUUCUGCAGCUGCCAGUACAAGCCACUACCCCCGACAUAACCCCCGAAAUCCAGAUGCCAUCGCCCGGGUUCUCCAUGGAAAUCGAUUUGAACACGUCGAACCUGAUGCCAUUCGCAUCUCCCGACACUGUGGACAUGUGGAUGGCCUCGAUGGAAUCCGCAAGCUGUCUGCUGCCUCCCGCUUCGCUCCCCACUCCGCAAAUGGUCGACAACUUCUUCAACCCUAUCAGCAUCCCUACGGGCGAAUGGGACCUGCCGGAGUCCGUCACCACGACUGUUGAUCCCGAGCUUAUGUUCGAAAGCUUCCUCGGGCUUGGUCUGUCGCCGGCGUGGAUGGAACAGCAGACGGUAGACCAGGGGAUGGGCCAGUACUAUCCCGAUGUGUUCCCCGUGGCGCAGGAACCCGGCAUCGUCGCCCAACCCUCCGAUUUGGACGAGUACUUCGAUUUCGCUGCGAUCAUGCAACCUCAGUUCGACCUCACCGGUUUCUGA
Molecule: messenger RNA, 1344 nt
Organism: Fibroporia radiculosa
Lineage: Eukaryota; Fungi; Basidiomycota; Agaricomycetes; Polyporales; Fibroporiaceae
Exons: 2
Coding region: 1-1344 (447 amino acids)
Biological process (GO): regulation of transcription by RNA polymerase II
Cellular component (GO): nucleus
Molecular function (GO): RNA polymerase II cis-regulatory region sequence-specific DNA binding; DNA-binding transcription factor activity, RNA polymerase II-specific
Source: RefSeq, a predicted model, not a curated record